AUGUGUCAAUCACCUAUGCGCGAAUUCCUUCAAGGUCUCCCUAAGUGCGAGCACCACAUUCAUCUCGAAGGCAGCCUGGAGCCAGAGCUGAUCUUUGAAUUGGCCGCUCGCCAUGGCAUCACCCUGCCCGACGACCCAGUCUACACCUCAGUGGAGACACUCAAGAAGCGCUACGAGCACUUCAGCAACCUCGACGACUUCCUGCACUUCUACUUCGAAGGCAUGGCCGUGUUGCGCGAGGAGCAAGACUUUGCCGAUCUGGCCUGGGCAUACUUCCAAAAAGCACACGCGGAUGGUGUCCACCACGCCGAAGUCUUCUUCGACCCGCAAGUCCACGAAAGCCGUGGAGUCGCAUACAACACCAUUGUCGACGGUUUCACCAAGGGCUGCAAGCGCGCCGAGUCUGAGCUCGGUCUGUCCACCAAGUUGAUUCUGUGCUUCGUGCGCCAUCUGCCUGUUGCGUCUGCGCAGGAACUUUACGAUGAGAUGGUGGCUCACAAGUCCUUUGAGAACGGUACUGUUCACGGCCUUGGUUGGUCUUCUUCUGAAGUCGGCCCCCCAAAGGAUAUGUUCCGUGAUAUUUACGCUUCUGCCGCGAAGAAGAACAUUCCUCUAACUGCCCAUGCCGGCGAGGAAGGUGAUCCCACCUAUAUCAGCACUGCACUUGAGCUUGGCGCGCGGCGAAUUGAUCAUGGCAUUCGAUUGAUUGAAGACGAAGAGCUCAUGCAACGCGUUGCUCGCGAAGGCAUCCUGCUUACCGUCUGUCCGUUGUCGAAUGUGCGCUUGCGCUGCGUCAAGUCCGUCAAGGAAGUUCCUAUUCGGAAAUUCUUGGAGGCUGGUGUCAAAUUCUCGAUCAACAGUGACGACCCUGCUUAUUUCGGUGGCUACAUCCUGGACAACUACUAUGCCGUGCAGGAGGCAUUCAACCUGAAUGUUUUGGAGUGGAAGAUUAUUGCCGAGAACAGUGUCCAGGAGAGUUGGAUUGAAGACUCUCGCAAGGCGGAGAUCCUGAAGAGUAUCGAGGCUCAUGUUCAGAAGUAUAUGCACACCAUCACUGCAUGA
This is a messenger RNA of Penicillium olsonii, 1062 nucleotides long. NCBI's taxonomy places the organism in Eukaryota, Fungi, Ascomycota, Eurotiomycetes, Eurotiales, Aspergillaceae. The record is from the annotation of a GenBank genome assembly.